UGUAUAAAGAUGCAUCGAUUGGAGAUAGAAAGUUACUUGAGCAAACAAUGAUCGGAAAUCUUGGAGGUGAAUUCGCUUCUCCACCAUCUGGGCAGCUCAACAACGCGAUCCUCUGCAACGACAAAAGCAAAAGAUAGGCUCGUACACUACUGGUCAAGAUUGUAUCCUCCACUUACACAAUUCCUCCAAAUAUGAAUUUGCAAAUGGUAUGGUGUGUCGUGUCUGCUACUGUGUGUGGCCCGUGCACUCGACGCCGCAGCCGACGGUCUCGCCGCAAAUUGUUCCACGACUCUGGCGAGUUCAGAACAGAGCAUCACAAUCACACCCUCUACUUACAAGUGCUUUGCGCAUAUGCACUGUGUCUCACCGCCGAGAUCUCGAAUAUAAGAUAGGAGUAAGUGCGCACCCGUCAGUGCACAAGACGUUCCGGCGGAAGGUACGCCCCAUACGGUACUGCCGAAGCUCGUCCGCCCGAAGCCUCCGACUCGAGCUCGGAGUAUCAGGCUUGUCAGCGACGCCCACACUGCUCCCGCUCCCUCCUCUCGCCAAAUCACCUGCAACAGAUAGUCAUCGCGCAGCGAUACAGGUAGGAAAUCUGGCUCUGGCAGAGAAGAACAAAGGUCAAGCCUACUGGUUACAACAACGUCUGACCGUCAAUGCGCCUCGCUCUUUCGCCCGUCGCUCAUGCGCACGGUGCUUCAUAUUCUGGUUGAGGUUGAUGCCCUCGUACAUUGGAAGGUGAUCGGUGUCGCCAGGUUCGGUGUUGCUGUCGAGACUGUAUCCCAACGGGAGGGGCUGGCAUCGUUGUGGCUGGCGUCUCUGCCCCAAGUCCACCUCGUGCCAGGCAAUAUAUAUGUGAGAGGCCACAGAGCUCGCUUGACAUGGCAGAGA
Molecule: messenger RNA, 891 nt
Organism: Aureobasidium subglaciale EXF-2481
Lineage: Eukaryota; Fungi; Ascomycota; Dothideomycetes; Dothideales; Saccotheciaceae
Exons: 1
Coding region: 209-742 (177 amino acids)
Source: RefSeq, a predicted model, not a curated record